AUGAGGAUGAAGAUCGAUCCCAAAAGCAACAGCACUGAGGCCACCGAGUUCAUUCUGCUGGGGCUGACGGGCCGGCCAGAGCUGCAGCCCAUCCUCUUCACAGUGUUUCUCCUCAUUUACCUCAUCACACUGACCGGAAACUUUGGGAUGAUCUUUCUGAUCCGAUUCACACCCCGACUCCAAACCCCCAUGUAUUUCUUCCUCAGUCAUUUAGCAUGUGUGGACAUUUGCUACUCCACCAAUGUCUCCCCACAGAUGCUCGUCAACUUCUUAGCCGAGAAGAAGAGCAUUUCCUACGCUGGGUGCCUGACCCAGUGCUUUGUGUUCGUCACUCUGCUCCUCACCGAGUAUUACAUACUGGGUGCCAUGGCCUACGACAGAUACAUGGCCAUCUGCAACCCCCUGCACUACAGCAGCAAAAUGUCCAGGCCCGUCUGCAUCUCCCUGGUCACCUUGCCCUACCUCUGGGGCUCUGCAGUGGGCGCGAUGCAGGUCACACUGACCUCCCGCUUGUCCUUUUGUGGACCCAACACCAUCAAUCACUUCUACUGCGCUGACCCCCCGCUCUUAAUGUUGACGUGCUCUGACACUUUCAUAAAGCAAACCGCCCUGUUUGUGUCCGCAGGGAUAAAUCUCACUGGCUCCCUGCUCAUCAUCCUCACCUCUUACGUUUUCAUCUUCAUCACCAUCUACAGGAUUCGAUCUGCAGAAGGCAGGCGCAAGGCCUUUUCUACCUGUGGCUCCCACCUGACCACGGUCACCAUAUUUUAUGGAACUCUGUUCUGCAUGUACUUGCGGCCUCCGUCAGAGAAGUCUGUGGAAGAGUCCAAAGUGAUCGCCGUGUUUUACACUUUUCUGAGCCCAAUGCUGAACCCGUUGAUCUAUAGCUUAAGGAACAAGGAUGUGAUCCGGGCCAUGGAGCAAUUAGUCAAAGGAAAUAUUUUUGAGAAAAUUGCAGCCUAA
Messenger RNA from Octodon degus (degu), 963 nucleotides. RefSeq names its product olfactory receptor 5M10-like. The transcript has 3 exons. NCBI's taxonomy places the organism in Eukaryota, Metazoa, Chordata, Mammalia, Rodentia, Octodontidae. Gene Ontology annotation, biological process: G protein-coupled receptor signaling pathway; sensory perception of smell. The record is from RefSeq and is a predicted model, not a curated record. Gene Ontology annotation, cellular component: membrane. The coding region runs from base 1 to 963 and encodes 320 amino acids. Gene Ontology annotation, molecular function: G protein-coupled receptor activity; olfactory receptor activity; odorant binding.